AAAUAAUUGGAUAAUCCAACUGAAUCGAAGGGGUUGCAGGAGCAGUAGUAGAAAGAGACUCUCAGGAAGAACGAGAGGAAGAGGAAAUUGAAAAUGGCGAUAUCUUCAAUUACUACUACGCUAAUCCCUUCUCUUGCAACUUCUUCUUCAUUUGCUUCUAAACAACCAACACAAACAAAGCUCUUUUCUUCUUCUUCUUCUUCUUCUUCAUCAUUUUCCAAUUCUGCUAACAGUGUUUUUAGCCUUCUAAAAAUCUCAUCUUCAACAAUUAGGGUUUUGGCUGUCCCUGAGACCUUGGAUUCUGCAGAACCUCUGGAAACACCCCCAGAAACCGUUGAUGAAUCUGACCCUGAUACUUUUCAGAUUGGAGAUUCUGAGACUCCUAGUUCUCCAUCACUCAGCAUUGGAGCAGAUGCAGAUAAGCUGGCUCCGAAGCAGAAAAUUAGAAUCAAACUAAGAUCUUACUGGGUGCCCCUGAUUGAGGACUCCUGCAAGCAGAUAAUGGAUGCUGCUAGGAAUACCAAUGCAAAGACUAUGGGUCCUGUGCCAUUACCGACAAAGAAACGUAUUUACUGUGUUCUAAAAUCCCCCCAUGUGCACAAGGAUGCAAGAUUCCAUUUUGAGAUCAGGACCCACCAACGCCUAAUAGACAUUCUCUACCCAACUGCUCAGACAAUAGAUUCUUUAAUGCAACUUGACCUUCCUGCUGGGGUUGAUGUGGAGGUGAAACUCUGAAAGAAGUAAUGUUAAGAUAGGUGGUCUUUUUACUCCAAGAAGAGCGAGCUAGGGAAAAUUGCUACUUCAUUCAAGCUUGGGGAGGUGUUGCUUGAACAAGAUCAGGAAACUCGUCUGCCUUGUCCUUGGAGAUGUUUCAGGCAUAGUAAUAUGGUUGGAUGAACUGUAAACUAGGUUUCAUGUGAAAAGCAACUAAUGCUAGUCGGAUUUUAGAAUUGAAAGAGUCAUAUAGAGCUUCUCUAUGUCUUCUUGGGUGCAAUUUACAAAUUGCAACAUGAAUGCUAUAGUUUUGAUCCCCUCCCUUUCAUGUUGCUAUUGCUGUUUUUUCCCCUCUAUGGUAAUGACAGGAUAUUUUUCCAUUUCAAGAAUAUUGAUAAUAUAAUUAAUUGCUACAUGUUAAGUGGAAGAA
Molecule: messenger RNA, 1144 nt
Organism: Jatropha curcas
Lineage: Eukaryota; Viridiplantae; Streptophyta; Magnoliopsida; Malpighiales; Euphorbiaceae
Product: Ribosomal protein S10p/S20e family protein
Biological process (GO): translation
Cellular component (GO): ribosome
Molecular function (GO): structural constituent of ribosome; RNA binding
Source: RefSeq, a predicted model, not a curated record